UCACCAGACCCGCUCACACGCACCACUGCCGUCUCAUACACACACCGUUCUCCGCUCUAAGCCACAACCUCGUGAGUACUCUCUGCUACCCCUUCCCUCUGCGGCAGUCACACACGUUCAAGAGAAGGUGUGCUCGUAAUUCAACUUGGUGCCGACAAGCCAUUCAAGAUGGCGCCCAACGCCGCCACAACUACAGCUGUAGCCGGAGAUGCCCAAACUGGGAACGCAGACGGUUCCAAGGGUUCCGCCUGGUCGAGACUUCACGGCAGGGUCAAUGAAGUGGCCGACAACUUCUUCUAUCGCCUGGGGUACUGGGUGGCCACGCACCCCAAGCGGACCCUUCUCAUCAGCCUUGUCUUUGUGAUCGCCUGCUGCUUCGGGUUCGCCAACUUCAGGAUCGAGGCCGAUGGGGAGGACCUCUGGGUGCCAGCAGACUCCUUGGCCAAGGAUCAGCAGGACAUCAUCGUUCAGGAUUUCGAUGACGACGGUGAGUACGCCGCCUUACUGGUGGAGAGCCCGUCUGGCAACGUGCUAACAAAGGAAUCGGUCGAUGCGAUCUGGGAGCUGGAUGCCAUUGUCAUGGCCGUCGAGGCCUCCGUAACAAGCGAUGCGGAUAUUCUUGCGGCCGUGAAUGUGGCCACUUUCCCGGACGGAUCGACGGUUAACCAGCUGGCCCUCUUCGGCAACGGGAUCACGUACGACGCUGACGGCAACAUCUCUGGAGCAAGUGCGACGAUGCAGGCGUAUGCGCUCGGGUCUGACCCUGAUGAGGACAGCGACCUCAACGAUGACGUUUUCGACUGGAACGGGGCGUUUCAGGACGCCAUGGAGGAAGUCACGGACGAUUUCGAUGCUGUCGACGUAUACUACAUUACCAGCCGGUCUAUCGACGAUGCCCUCGAGGAGUCCGUAACCGGCGAAAUCUUUCUCUUCAUCACCACCUACGUUCUCAUGGUCGUGUUCGUGUCGGUAGCGAUCGGCCGGUGCUGCACUGGACCCGUCAAGCAACGUAGCUGGUUGGGAGUUGGCGGCGUCAUGCUCGUCAUUGCCGCAGGCUUGGCCGCCUACGGGCUCAACAGCGGCUUCGACAUCCCCUUCACGUCGCUGUCGCAAAUCCUGCCUUUCAUCCUCGUCGGCAUCGGCGUGGACGACAUGAUGACAGCUUUCGUGGCGCUUCUGACCAUGGACGCCAACCGCCAAAAGGCCGGCAAGAUCGACUGGUGCUGCUGCUUCACCAGCAAGAAGUAUCUCCAGGAGCAAGAGCGGCAGCAGCAGGAGGGUAUCCAAAGAGGAGUCACGCUGCCUGCCAGCAACGGCGGGGGCGCCAACAUCAGCCAAAGGGAUCUCAACCUCAAGGCUGAGGUGCACCAGCUAUCGACGAUCGGAAGGUUAAUGAAAGACAAGUACGCCCCUUCCCUUCUGUCAGCCAAGGGGAAGAUCGUGGCGCUACUCGGCUCGGCAGCCCUUCUUGCCGCCGACACGGACCGGGCGAGGUUUUACGACUUCGAUAUCCAAGAAUGGUACGUCCCGAUGAACGUCUACACCCAGGACGUUGACUAUCCCGACGUUAUGGUUCAGGCGGAAAUGCAGUCCGUCGAUGCGGAAAUGAUCGAGACUAAGAAUGUCGACGGACCGCUGGACUCGUGGCUCGCCUCCUUCAUCGUCUGGGCAGAGGCCAACACCACCUACAGUGCGAACGUGGGUACGUCUGGGGGCUACCCGGUGUACAACGAUCGAGAUACCUUCUACACCGCCCUCUCCGCCUUCCUGGCUGACGAAGACAACGCCAGAUUCGUGCCAGACGUGAUCUUCGACGACGAGGGACUCAUCAAGAUAAGUCGAUCGGAUAUGUAUCUGGUCAACCUCGUGGACACAGAGAACAACGUGGACGCCCUCAGGGAUACGAGAGACGUCGCCGACCAAUCAACGCUCGACCCUCAGCCGUUCGCAUACUCCGGGGUGUUCGUCUUUUCGGAGCAGUUCGUGGUGAUCUACAACGAGCUGCUGUCGAGCUUCGGACUCGCCUUGUUGGCGGUGCUCGCCCUGAGCCUUUUCGUGCUGGGCAAGGUGAUGAUCGACGUGGAACUGCUGGGCUUCGUCUACCACUGGAAUUUGGACGUGAACAGCAUCACUGUGAUUGAGCUGAUCAUGGCCGUCGGGUUGGUCGUGGACUACAUGGUCCACAUCGUGCACUACUUCCUCCAUCAGGACCCGAGCAUCCCGAAGGACGCACGAAUCGCCGAAGCACUGGGCGAGAUCGGGCCGUCGGUUAUGGUAGGAGCGGCGACAACAUUCUUGGGAAUCAUGCCCCUGGCGUUCGCCAACAACGUGAUUUUCCGCGUGUUCUUCAAGAUGUUCCUCGUCAUCAUUUCCUUCGGGGGCGGUGAAGAUCCUAUGCCGUCCGUGCUGUGAGUUGCUGUAGUAUUGUCUAGGGUUGGCUAGACUUUGGGCUGUGCUAUAAUUGCAGCUCAUCUUCAAGGGGCAAUCGUUUUACGCUUGAUGUACUAUGUUCUUGAUGAUGGCUUGCUUGUGAUGGGAGGAGAUGCGGGGUUUUAUGACGGCGUGGUAUUGUGAAGGUAUUCGUGUACAUUUCCGUGCGUGCGUGCCGUGUGCUUGAUGUCUGUGGCCGUUCACGCCUCUCCGAGCAGGAGAAUCAACAUGCUCAAAGGAAGUAGCUUUUGUCGCAGCACGCGCUAGGCACGCGCGGUUCCACGUUAUCGCUACCGCGUGCAAGGGGCUCCUAUUGAUCGCGUCGUAGGUGGUGGUUAGGGCCGUUUUGACCAUGGCUGAUAUUUUCGAAAUAGUCUACUUUGCUCCCAAAUUUUCGGAAUCGCUUCCAAAUUUUCGAAAAUAUGUUCAAGGCAUUCUGACAACCUUUGGAAAAGCGGCUCUGUGACUCGGAAGAGGUCGGUGAAAAGGGUAACGCUUUUGACCUUGCCCUGUUGCCGUGCCCGUCGGGGAGCGCGUUGGUGGAACGUUCACGCUGCGCAACCUAACCACUAUCUGCAUGCCAACAUCCUAUUUUGACAGCAACAUCGAUGAACCUAGAACCUGGCUGCUGCACGGAGAUUGACUUGGGCAAGAGACAACUGGUUAAUAUGAUCCUUUAGGCGGUUGCAUGUUGUUGUUGAGGCGGAAGCUGUGUGGUGGUCGCCACUGUCGCUUUGACGUGCAACAUCUAGGGGGAUGGAUUCUCGUCCGUGUUGCUUACGUGGACGGUGCUCGGGACUCUCCGAGAUUGAGGUCUCUCGUGGUUUCCUCGAGCUUGAUACACUCCGCAGAAUAUAUACAACUAGAGUCUACGUAUCCAUCCCCUCGUGGGAACAGUUUUCUGUGGCACGCUGGGGGUACAGCCGUGAGCACCACUUUGUUUGUUGUCCCUGUUCAGCCUGUUCAGCGCACGACGUUUGCUGCCCAAGUUUCACACUGGUACCUUGUAUUUUAGACGUCUCUCAGCAGGGUGGGCUGGUUUUGGUGGAAGAGACACACGUCAAGUUUCGCCAAUUUUUGAGGGUCUUUCGCUUAAGGGUUCGGAGUGCUAUCCGACAAAUCACAUGUUU
This is a messenger RNA of Ectocarpus sp. CCAP 1310/34, 3560 nucleotides long. The record is from the annotation of a GenBank genome assembly. Lineage: Eukaryota; Phaeophyceae; Ectocarpales; Ectocarpaceae.